Molecule: messenger RNA, 10117 nt
Organism: Xiphophorus hellerii (green swordtail)
Lineage: Eukaryota; Metazoa; Chordata; Actinopteri; Cyprinodontiformes; Poeciliidae
Product: shaker-related potassium channel tsha2
Exons: 3
Coding region: 907-2349 (480 amino acids)
Biological process (GO): potassium ion transmembrane transport; protein homooligomerization; action potential
Cellular component (GO): membrane; voltage-gated potassium channel complex
Molecular function (GO): delayed rectifier potassium channel activity; protein binding
Source: RefSeq, a predicted model, not a curated record
GAUAGAUAGAUAGAUAGAUAGAUAGAUAGAUAGAUAGAUAGAUAGAUAGAUAGAUAGAAGGAAGGAAAAAAGAAAACUAUUUACAGUGUGAUUCUGAAUAAAACGUGGAAACAAACGUUUUUUUCCAAACUCUUUUCCAGACAAAACCCAAAACUGGAAAACAAUAAAAGAUACUACAGAUUUAUAUUUAUACAUAUUUAUAUUUAUAUAUCCAGUAACAUAAGCUACACUAACACUAACUAGCCACAUAGUUCAGAUUAAACUCUAACAUGAUGCAUUCAAGUCUGACAACAUGUGUAAAAGUUUAAAGGCUGUAAAACCUUUUGCAGUGGCAGUAUCUGUAUUAAAAUGAACUUGAUGCAGUUUGUGUCUCUGUUUCUGCUUCUGCUCGUUUCUUCAGUUAUUUUCUGAAUGACUCCCCCCCCUCCUCGGGGUCAAUCCAUGGGAAAAGAAAGUUUUCCUGCAGCCCUGAGAGAAAUCCAGUUAUUUUCGGACAACACGUCACCGGUUUUAGUUGCAGCCCAGAAACUUCUUUCCAUCAUCCAGCUCGCUUUCUUCCCUCUCUCUCUCUUUAUAAACUUGUUGCACAGCUGUGUUGUUCCCCGUUCUCACGCACGGCGCCGCACGCCCGCAGCGGCGCACACAUGAGCGGGCAGCUUGAGGAAACGUCAGCAGGUUUCGGCUCGCUGCGUGACAUUGCGGUGCCCGUUUUCCUUUCAGCAAACGACUCAAGGAUGGACGCGUGACGCACCGAGCCACAGUGAGGGAGCGUGCACACACGUCAGCUCGGGGAGGGCAAAGCCUGCUUAAAAUGCAGCGAAUGUGACAGCCGAGCCCACAGUCCAGACUACAGCAGCGCCUGGACUGGAAAGGUGAAGCGGGGCGGGGGCGGGGGGCACCAGCAGCAUGACCGUGGUGCCCGGGGAGAACCUGGAUGAGACGGUGGCACUGGCCGCGCUGUCCGCCCAGGAUGUGUACGACCCGGAGCGAGCCGACAACCAGGAGUGCUGCGAGCGGGUGGUCAUCAACAUCUCCGGGCUGCGCUUCGAGACGCAGCUGAAGACCCUGGCCCAGUUCCCCGCCACUCUGCUGGGGGACCCGCGCAAAAGGAUGCGGUUCUUCGAUCCGCUCAGGAACGAGUACUUCUUUGACCGGAACCGACCCAGCUUCGAUGCCAUCCUGUACUACUACCAGUCUGGCGGACGGCUCCGGAGACCCGUCAACGUGCCUGUGGACAUCUUCAUGGAGGAGAUCAAGUUCUACGAGCUGGGGGAGGAGGUAAUCGAGAACUUUAAGGAGGAUGAAGGGUUCAUCAAGGAGGAGGAGCGGCCGCUGCCGGAGAACGAGUUCCAGCGGCAGGUCUGGCUCCUGUUCGAGUACCCCGAGAGCUCCGGACCCGCUCGGGGCAUCGCCAUCGUCUCCGUGCUGGUCAUCCUCAUCUCCAUCGUCAUCUUCUGCUUGGAGACCUUACCCGAGUUCAGGGAGGAGGCCCGGAUCUUUGAUGGGGUGAUUCCGACAAACGGCACCGCGGGCGCCGAGCCACCGAACCCGUUCACGGACCCAUUCUUCAUUGUGGAGACGCUCUGCAUCAUCUGGUUCUCCUUCGAGCUGCUGGUCCGGUUCCUCGCCUGCCCCAGCAAGCCCGCCUUCUUCAAGAACAUUAUGAACACCAUCGACAUCGUGGCCAUCAUGCCCUACUUCAUCACGCUGGGGCUGGAGCUGGCGGAGCACCAGGGCAACGGCCAGCAGGCCAUGUCGCUGGCCAUCCUGAGGGUCAUCCGCCUGGUCCGGGUCUUCCGCAUCUUCAAGCUCUCGCGGCACUCCAAGGGGCUGCAGAUCCUGGGGAAGACGCUGCAGGCCAGCAUGCGGGAACUGGGCCUCCUCAUCUUCUUCCUCUUCAUCGGGGUCAUCCUCUUCUCCAGCGCGGUGUACUUCGCGGAGACCGACGACCCGGAGUCCGGCUUCAGCAGCAUCCCGGACGCCUUCUGGUGGGCCGUGGUUUCCAUGACGACGGUGGGCUACGGCGACAUGUGUCCAGUGACCAUCGGUGGGAAGAUCGUGGGCUCCCUGUGCGCCAUCGCCGGAGUCCUGACCAUCGCGCUUCCGGUUCCGGUCAUCGUCUCCAACUUCAACUACUUCUACCACCGGGAGACCGAGCACGAGGAGCAGUUCCAGUACAAGCACGUGACCUGCGGACAGCAGCAGGCGCCGUUCGGCGAGUUCAAGCGGAGCGACAGCCGGCCGUCGCUGUCCAAGUCCGACUACCCGGAGAGCGAGGACGCGGACUCUGUCAAGUACACGAACUGCAGCCCGCACAAGGCGUACGGCGGGAAGCUGACGGACGUCUGAGGCGCCUUGUUUCCGCCAUCAGAGGGAAUGUUUUCAGUUGGAUCCCCUCUCCACUCCCGACACGGUCUUCCAUCCAGCAGGACAACUGAUCAGCCUCUGUAGCACUUUACUGUCAUUAGUGAGCAGCUUUAAGGUUUACAUUCUUCUGACACGGGACCAAAUUAAAACUCAGUUUAAAACUUUACAAAAAAAAAGAGCCUGCGAGACAACACGCAGGGUUAGGAGUAAGAAAAAACAAAAACAAGAAAACCCUCAUUGAAUUAAACACAACGAAUCUGACGUGAAGCUUUUUCCAAUACAACAGCGCCAUCGUGUGGUCAAAGCGGCUCACUGCGCCGCCGUGGCAGAUGCAGUUUCCAUGGCAACCUUCCAGACUUUUCUGUUGUUGUCUGGUGCAGGAGCAAAAAGUGAGGAGGCUCCAAACCACCAUGUUGUGGAAGCAUCCAUGUUGUUAAAAAAACCCCCACAAAAACUGAGAUGCUCAGCAGCUAAUUACUAAAGACAAGUUAAAAGAAAUUAUUAAAUACAAUAAAAUACUAAGAUUAUUGCUUACAGCAGCAAUUUAAUACAUUAACAGUUCAGUUUUAGAUGUUUCAGAGCUCAACCUCAUUUAUCGUGGAUAUAAAUAUGUUCAAAAAGAUAAUUUCAAGAAAAAUACAUAAAGUAAGACAUCAAAAUAAAAAAUCAAGUAUUAACAGAAAAUACUAAAUUAUAUUCACGCUUUAUAGUUGUACAGUAGCACAAAAAGGUUAAAAAUAGAAACAUAAAUUGUAAUACGUAAAUUAAAAUGAAAUAUAAUUUUUUUUAGGGGAUUUUAAGAUAAAAUGCAAAUCAAGAACUAGUUUAAACUAUUCAAUUUAAUCUAUUUAAAUGAGUUCAAGUCUGAAAAGCUAUCAAUCUUUUCAACAAAUCAUUGAACUGCUAAAUAGUUUUGGUUCUAAAAUAAUAAUGAAUAAUAAUUCAAUUUUAAUGCACAAAAAACAAGAAUGCAUGAAGAAAUUGGGAAACAAAACAUCAUAGGAUUUUCCUUUAACGGAGUUAAGAAAUAAUAAUUUUUAAAAAAUCCCAAAUAGCUUUUCAAAAAUAAAUUUAAAGUAUUUAAAAUAAAAAGAUCAGUCUCUUGCUUUCAUAGAGAUCCCCAGCGGUUCUGGUCCAUACCUGAUCCAAGCUGAAGGCCCUUCAGUGUUGGAGCUUCCUGGUCCAGCUGCACCUGGACUCACCUGGACAGCGGGCGGAGCAGGCGGAGCUGCUGGAGACAAAAACAGAGGAUUUUUAACAAGCUGACGGAGUAAAAACCUUCGCUGGAGUUUAUCAGACUGAUGGAUGUUUGAAGGAAAAGUCCGACGGCUCUUCAGCUCAGACCAAUAUUCAGUUCUGGUCCCACAAGGGAAAGAUUGACGAACCUCACUAACCCACUCCAGCUGCCACCAUCCUCCUCAUCCUCUCCAGCUUCUCUCCUCCGAUGAAGAAAAAAACAACAAAGCUUGGAUUAAAUACAAAAACAAAACUUCACGAGAAACUCGGCUUACUCUCGGAUUUUUACAGAGCACAGACUCUGAGGUACGAAUCAAAUGUUACUUGAAUCAUCAGCUAUGUCCUGCGUAUACUUAGAUGUUGUUUGGGAGGUUUCUCCUGUUGCUGUAGAGAACAAGAACUUGUUGUUGCUGUCUGUAUGUCGCAUAUCAUAUCCAAACCAAAUCACUGCAUGCUUGGAAAGUAGAGCAUGUAAACAGAAGAAACGUGGGAACAACAUCGACAGCUCGCAGAUACGGAGAAGUUAUCCUGUCAGACAGAUGACUUUAGUUUUUUAAAGUAUCAUACUAUAUAUGUUUUAUACUGGGAGGUUGACAUGGUGAAUUAUUUUGUAGAUUUUUAACUUUUUUUUUUUUUUUUUGCCUUGGUGAAAACAAAGCAGCUCCAGCAGGCAGCUCUGAUGAACAUGUCUGCACCAGUGGGAGGAAAAAUGGGGGUAAAAGUGUGAAAAUGCAUUAAAUCCAGACAUCCGUUUAUAUCUGAAUGUUUCUGUUUGGAUCUCUGAUCAGAAUGCUGUAUUCCUGAUUUAUCACUACCUCAGUGUCAUCUCACUGAAAAAAUAAGCUUUAACACCUGAAGGACUGAUUAUUGUCACGAACACCGCUCAAGUUAUCUAAAAUGUUCUCAAUUUAACCUCUAAAAUAUACAAAGAACUAAACUAUAAAGAUGUUUUCACCUUGAUAUCAGGUAGAAAAGCACAUUUAGAGAAACUUAAUGAGCCUCAGAUGUCCAGCCUGGGUGAGAAAAGUAGCUUUUUUGCACAUUGUUUUGUUUUUGCAUUUUCUAUUAUGUUAAAAGGCAAUAAGGUCCUGCAGAGUGGCUCUGCCUGUCUUCAACAUUUAACAAGGAAUCAGUCCAGCACAAAUUUGAAUUUUAAAUAGAUCUGAAAUUUGGGAAGACAAAUAAACUGGGGAACUGUAGCACUUUUUAAUAUUGCUCAAAUUUCUCUCAAAUUAUCUAAAAGAUGCACAUUUAUUUGGAGCACGAUGAGCUGCAGGUGGAAACAAACCCCCAAGAUGGCAGUGUUUUUCUUUGUGGUUCAUUUUUAGCUUCUUAACUUUUAUUUCAAAAUAUUUGAGAUUUAAAAAUAUAAAAACAAAACGACUGACACAUUUAUGACUGACACAUUUAUGUGUCAGUCAUAAAUGUUAACUACUUUCGGUUUCCCUCUGGAACGAAGCUGAAAAUAAAUAAAAACUCAUUUGAGAAAUAUUGGAUCUAAAACGCUGGGAGAAUUUUAAGCCUUUGUUAAUUAAAUCACUGUUUCUCAGCAUAAUACUGAAAAUCAGAUUGUUACCAGGGAUUGGACGUCGCUGCUAACCCAUCACAGUGAUGCCAACAUUUUGUUUUGGGUAAAAAUCCCACCCAGAAACUGCUGACACUCAAGAAUCACAGAGUUACUAAAUUGUGACGUUGCUGAUAUAUAUCAGUGUAUCAUCAGCGUAGAAAAUGUUUUGGUUUUACAAAAUCAACAUUAAGGGUUCCUAUUUUAAAGAGCUUGGGAUAUUGCAACACAUGAGGAGUUGCUAUGGUAACUUUAACACAGAAUAAUGUCCAUACUUUGACACCAAAGAUAAGCUGCACCAUGGGGGGUCCUUGUAGGUUGUUGGAAAUCCAGUGGGAUUUAUUAAGAAACACUUUCACAGUUUAAAUUUUAUUAUCAUAUUGGUAACCUAUUUCUGAAGAUGGGCAUCUGAAACAGGGCGGGCCAUGAUGGCCUCAUGCCUCGGCUGUGACCCAAUCAUGGCCGUAGCUCAGCUUGGCAUGUUCUGACAUGUAGCUGCAUCUUGACACAGUUUAGGACAGUUGUGUUAGCUUGUGGUGCCAACAUGAGGAUAUGUGGUAAAAUCAAUGUGGAACAAUGAUGCUGAUGGUUAGCCGAAGAUCUUGGUAGAACAUGAGUGGUUCUGAUCAUCGUCUUGGUGAGGUCACACUUUGGGGAUGCAGUGUGAAGCAUUACAUCUUCGUUUGUAGAUGUUUUAAGCAUCUACAAACUUUUUCUGCAAGGCUGUGAUGGUUUAUUGUCGUGAUGUCAGUGUAUCCUUGAAGUCCAAGCAUGGCUUGGCUAUUGUCACAUGAAACAGAACUGGCCACGAUGGCUUCAUGCUAGGCUACAACCAAAAUUACAGCGAUGUAACAGUGGUGAAGUGUGAAUGGGAAUCUGAGAAAGUUGUACAAAGUCACAGCCCAGAAUGUGUAGCAAUCAUCAAGGUUUCCCCCAGAAAACCUGGUAAGCCCGGUUGUUGUGGCGUUGGCAGUCAUAGUCAAGUUAGGCUAGGUUAUGGCUGACAAGAUAAUGAAGACCAUAUUAAGAUCUUCGUCCAGAGCAAAGUAGCCCUAAGGGAAGUGAGCCAGCAUCUUCAUUGACCAAACACGUUUAGACACUGAUUAAUGUCAAAGUUUGGUUGAAAAGUUGUUGGGAUGAACAAAUAGUUUUCCAGAUUUUCUAAAUUUGAGUUGAAGGAACGAUAAUUAUACAACCAUAAAAGUUGCCCAAAGACAGCAGCUUCCCUCCAGAGAAUCAAAGAUUGUACAGAAAAAUUGUAAACUUUAUUGCAUCUUUUUCUGUCAAAAAUAUGAGCAAUUGUCACGCAAAGUUUCAAAACCGUGCAGAAAUGUUAUCACAAAGUUUUAAUGGUAAAUGUUGAUUUAUGUUAGCAUGUUGUCUUUAGUUCUGGAUGUAGGAAUAGCGCCACCUGCAGCUCAUCAGCUCAACUUUUCAAACUGCUAAAACCAAACAAAUUCAGGAGUUUCUUAUAUAUACAGCUGUGGAAAAAAUUAAGAAAUCACUUAAAAUGAUCAGUUUGUCUGAUGUUGCUAUUUAUAGGUAUAUAUUUGAGUAAAAUGAACAUUGCUCUUUUAUUCUGUAAACUACUGACAACACGUCUCCAAAAUUCAAAGCAAAAAUUUUAUAUUUUCUUGCAAAAAAUGAGAAAUAGUCAAAAUAAUGAAAAAUAUGCAGUGCUUUCAGACCUCAAAUACUGCAAAGAAAACAAGUUCAUAUUCAUUUAGAAACAAGAAUACUAAUGUUUUAACUCAGGAAGAGUUCAGAAAUCAGUAUUUGGUGCACUGGGCUCUUAAUUCUUCCAGAGCUGGAUAUUUGCUGAACUUUUUGGAUUCAUUUGGACUGAAAGGCAGGUGGUGUGGGUUGAGACAGCGGACUGAAUCCAAGCUCUCGCUCUCUUGUUGAAGGUUUGGUGUAUCCACAAACCUGCGUCACUGCAGCCCACAUAAACACAGAAGUUCAUCCACUCUGCAGCGUUCGUCUGGCCGUCACUGCUUUUCUGAUGCAUAAAAACAGCCGAGGGAGAUUUCAGUUGGACUGAAGCUCUGACUGAUGAUUAAUGUGUUCUGCAUACUGUAAGUGCAAUAAAAAUGCGACGUUCCCCCUGUGCGUGCGGCAGCGUACCGAUUAUGACAGACGGCCGUGGCUGCGGUCAGACUGUUCAUCCUGUAAAACAGCUGCUGUUUCGUUUUUCAGCUGAAAACUUCAGGUUCAUCACCGAGUCAUUCUCAUCCUCCAACAGGAAGCAGCAAUAGAUUCCUGCAAUGUGGGAACUUUGAAGUGGAAGGAGUGUUUGCAAAAUGCGUUACUAUGAUUUCUUCAGUUUUUUUUUAAUUCCAUUUGUUGAUGUUUAUUUUUGUGAUCUAUGUUUGAUAAAAAUAAAUCCUUAAUUCUGAUAAAUCUCCAUGUGUUUCACAUGACAACACAUGAACUUUCCGUUUUGUGUGUGCAUUUUCUUUUGGCGUUGAUGUGUAAAUGAGUACGGCUGGAUUUAAAAUGGUUUGAAUCUCAGUUAGAUUCAUUCGUUCUGCGGUUAGAAGAGUUUCACAUUUGGCUGGAAACAAGGCAGAGUAAUAGAAAGCAAUUUAUUCCCUUUAAAGGGGAAACUUCUUUUCACCAACUAUUAAAAACUUUAAAAUAUUAUAAUUAUGGAAGAAAAUGUAACUGAACCAACACAAGAGAUUAAGUCAUAUUAAUACAAUAAAUCAGCUCUUUUUCUUUAAUUACAUAGACGGACUAAUUGGAGAAAAUGGUCAAUCGAUUUAGUUUUUAAAUUAUCUGAUCAAUACUACUUAGAAGUAGUUUUGCAAAUAGGAAAAAAAACUAUAAAAACCAACCAGGCUCUAUGUGGAAAAGAAACUGUCCUCUAAACCCAUUACCAUAAACUACCACCAAGAAUUUGUGACUUUUACAUUUCUGAAGAGGAAUCCUGGUUUUAAUUCAGCCACAAUUCAAAAGGCAGCAGUUUAUUUAAGUUUAUUCUCCAGUUCCACCAAACUUUUCAACCACAUUGAAUUUGACAUCUCAGUUUCCCAGGUUAACUUUUUUUUUAAUCAAUGUCCAUUAAGGCAAUGCUGAUUUGUAAAUAAUUUAAUUAACAAUCUAGUAAACAGAAAAAUCUUUAUCUGAAGCAGAACUGAAAUUGAAAAAGUGUUUAAAGUGCUUCAAUGAGCUGAAAUUGAAACUUAAAAACAUUCCAAAAUAAGAUAAAUGAAUGAAAUAGAUACAAAUUUAAUUAUAAGAAGUAAUAUUUUAUGGAUUAAGCAUCUCAAAUUUAACAUUUCAUUUAAGAAUAAAUAUUUAAUUUCAGCACCGGUAAUGAUUUUCAGACAGUUUAGGGCUUAAAAUGAUGAAAAAGUUUUCAAUUCUUCUUUUAAAUUUCUCUUCUCUUCUGUGCUACAUCUACUCUGAUUAUCUGACUAGCAUAGCCUAGCCUAGCUAGCAUGGCCUAGCCUACCCUAGGCUAGCUAGCACAGCAUAUCAUAGCCUAGCCUAGCCUGUCACAUACAGUAAUAUCUAAACCAUUCCCAGGCAGAUCUCCACCAUCUCUGACUGGUUUAGACCAUAAAAUGGAUCUGGUGUGUGUUUGUUGUUCAUCUCCAUUUAUCAGUGACUUUUUUUGGCUUUCGAUCUUUUGAUCGCAGCGGUGCAACCUCUGAUUGUUUUAGCCACAACUUUGAGAAAUUAGGUUGCAACUCCAACAAAAUUGGUUGCACUCUAGAGCCUUGACAGUAUAUAAAUUGACAUUACGUCAGAACUUUGACUAGACCACUUCAGGAUCUCAACUGACUGCCUGUUUAGUCUGCAGAGUAUUUUAGCAAAGUGUUGAGGAUCAUCAACAUGUUUUCUGGUAAAUGUCACAAAGUUUUUUGUUUUCUAUGGUGCCUCCAAAGCAAAAUGGACGACUUUAAACUUCUUAUUUAAACUGAGAUGUUCAUUAAGUGGCCAUUAAUGCAUAAGGUAAGUUAGGUUUGUACAUUUAUUGUGUGGUUAUGGAAAAGACGCCCCUGAUAAGAAACCAGCAGUGCUCCAUCUAUAUGCAAUAACACAUAAUGAAAAUAUCAUCAGUAAAUUUGUCUGGUUGUUUUUAACUGUGCAUAAAACCUUUAUAGUGCCUUAAUCAGAAUCUGUUAUGAAUAUUUUUAAUUUAUCUCAAGUACUAUCAAUAAUAAAAGUGCAUCAUGUUAGCACUACAGUGAUGCAACCAACUGGUUGAACAUAGAAAUAAUGUAUCGUCGAUAAAUGUUUGAAUGUACAGUAUUCAGUCUUCCUGUGUGACAAAGUAAAGAAAAAUUAACCGCAAAUACUGACAGAAAAUGACAGUUUAGGAUAAUUUUCAGGAUAUCUGAUUAUUCUAAUUAUACGUAACUUUUUAUGUUUAAUUGACCUGAAUAAAAAAAUAAUUAAAAACUGCCCAUAUUUUGGUUUUUAACAACAUUGUUCUAUUGCUUCAAGAAAAACAAUGUUAGACCCAUGCAGGCAUGAGUGUAACAACUUCAGUGUAGUUUCAUGUAUUUAAUGAUGUUCUCAUGCUUUGGUCCAAUUAAUGCAACAGAAAAAACCAUACAUAUUAAAAUGCAUAUACAUAACAUAUAACCUGUCUGCAAAAUCUCAAAUUGCAUCCUCUGUGUUUUGCUCUAAUUAUAAAUAUUUUUGUUAACCUGAGUGUCUGUGUAUGUUUCUGUAUGACAGCUAUAAUAUAAUAAAAAAAAAAAAACGGAGCGUUUCAAAAAUGUAAUAAAUGCAAACGGCUUCAAACAAACUGUAUUAUGCACAACAGAGUCAUUCUGAAUCCUAGUUGUGACUAUGUUCAAUGUGGCCUUUACUUUCUCUUUCAUGUAAUGCAAUGUUGUAAAGGGUUUGUAUAAUAUGAUGUUUAUCAAAGUUACCAAGGCUUUAUGUUUUUAAAAAAUAUGUUUAAUAAAUAAAACAACUGUGAUAAACUGUAAA